UGCGGUGGCUUGUUUUCCUGCAUUCGUUAGCAUGUAUAUCAAUACCGCGAUUGGAACCAUUCGAGCUCAUUUGUUGGAAGUCGGUUGCUGAAGGCGGCGCGCUGAGUGUUAUCGUGCGAUUAAUUAGCGCAAAGGCGCAGAAGCAGAUGCUACACUCGGUGGGUCUUUUACUCCUGGCUCAGACCAUAGCCGUCAUUUGCUUCCCGUGCUCCACUACGGACCAGCGACGCAGGAUCAUCGUCGAUCAGGAUGGCGGCGGUGACGAUGCGUGGGCCUUGCUAAUGCUUCUGAUGAACGAAAACCAGUUCAACGUUUCGGUGGAGGCCAUUACGUGUACGUAUGGGAACACCGACUUGGAGAACUCCGUUAGGAAUGCUGCGCGAAUUUUGGAUAGCUUAAACCGGCGGGAUGUUCCCUUGUUUCGUGGCACUAGUGAGCGACUCAUAACGCCGGCUCCUGCGAGGGACGACAAUGGGUACUUCUGGGGUGAAGAUGGAUUCGGUGAUGUGGUAUUCGAUGGCGAACCGGAUUUGACGGAUAUUCCGGAUGAGCAUGCCGUGAUGAAGAUGUACCAAUUGAUUCGAAGGUAUCCAGGUGAAAUAACGAUUCUUUGCUUGGGACCGUUGACCAAUCUGGCAAUGUUGUUCAAAAUGUUCCCCCACGCGAAAAAAGAUAUUGCCCAAAUAUAUAUCUUAGGAGGGAACAGGUACGGUGUUGGUAACACAGCUUACGCAGCGGAAUUUAACUUCUUGACGGACCCCGAAGCCGCCAACAUUGUGGUAAACAAUGCACCAACGAUGUUGAACAUUGUACCAUGGGAAACGGUACUGGAUUUGGAAAGAAUAUUUCCGAUCGAAUGGAGAUUUGAAGUCUUCAAACAACCCAGAAACAGGGCUGUUCAGAUAUUGAAUGAAGUAGAGUCGGUGGUUUACGCAAAUAUCAGUAGUUGGACCCCUUGCGACAUGUAUGCGGCUGCAGUUUUGCUCGAUAGCUGCCUAAUAAAUCUGGAAAAUCGCUAUAAGGCAGAUGUGGAACUUUCUGGAAGAAUUACUCGUGGCAUGCUGGGAAUUUUAUACCGGGAGGAUCGUGAGCAUCAAUUCAACGUAAAUAUUAUCGACGAAAUUGACGAAGAUGCACUUAAACAGAUGGUGGUAGACUUGAACAGGGAGCCUUGUGAGAGGAAUGUCCGGCGAUGUUGAUAAAUUUAAUACAAACUCUGAUUCACAACAGCUUCCAAUCAAAUUCAA
Messenger RNA from Armigeres subalbatus, 1247 nucleotides. Its product is annotated as inosine-uridine preferring nucleoside hydrolase-like. Gene Ontology annotation, molecular function: hydrolase activity, hydrolyzing N-glycosyl compounds. The transcript has 3 exons. Lineage: Eukaryota; Metazoa; Arthropoda; Insecta; Diptera; Culicidae. The coding region runs from base 147 to 1199 and encodes 350 amino acids. The record is from RefSeq and is a predicted model, not a curated record.